UUUCGAGAUUGCCAAGCGAGUUGCUUAUCAAGUAAUUCCUGAUUGACGAAAAUUUACUUGUUUUGGAGCGAAUUUUCCAGAAUGGAAGUGGAUGGAAGGGUAUAAAAGGAAGACAACUCGCGAUUCAAGCAUGUUUUGCAGAAUUGAAGCACAGGAGAAAAUAAAAAAAAAAGCUUAGCAAAGCCGGAUAACGAUGGCCAAUAACGAAAACAAGCUGGAAAUUGCGAAGCUUGACGUGAGAGAAUAUCGACCGGAGGAAAUCUCCUUCAAGGUUGAAAACGGAGUUGUGAAGGUACAGGGCAGACAUGUGAACGAGGGGCCUUUUGGGUUCGAGCUCAAGGAGUUCAGACGCACAUUUACUCUGCCUGAAGGAGUCGAGGCGAGCAAUGUGAAAACUCGAAUCUCCAACCAUGGACAACUACACAUAGAGGCGAUGAAAGCGCUACCAGAACCAGACGGCGCAAAAAAAGAAUCCAAAGACGAUAAGUUUAGUAUGGCAAUGGACGUAAAGGGUUUUCCUCCAGAAGCCAUCAAGGUCCAAGUUCUCGGAAACGAGUUGCUUGUGAGUGCCAACCACGAAGUUGAACAUGAAGGACAUCACCAUGCCAUGCACUUUAAUCGCCAGUUCAUACUGCCGAGAGAAGUCGACAUGGACUCACUCACUACUCGCCUUGAUAAGGAAGGAAAGCUGCACUUUGAGGCGAAGAAAAGGAAUGCUCCGGCGUUACCGCCAGUCCGAGAGCUGAAGGUUCUCCGGGAUAAGUAGAGUGGAAUAUGAACAGUACGGAGAUGUGUAAACACCACGAACAUAGUACUGGGACACUUAUAACAUAGGACUAUAAGGUUCAAAUGCUACUAGAUUAAGUGCCAAUUAUAAACAUAGGAAUUUGAUGCUCACAUGUUACUAACUUAAGUGCCAGCUAUAGGUUUUGACCUCCAGGUUUUUUUUUUCUUUUUUUAUUUCGGUGCACAUAUUUGUUUUUGCAAUGUACUACCAUGGUUGCUUUUGUUUAUAAAGUGUAAUAUCUAGAAACUGCUGAUUCUAUUUAAAAAUAUGUAUCAAUAGAGAUCUUUAGUGAAAUAUGAACACUUUAUUGAUCCAUUUAGAAAGAACUGUUAGGUCAAUAAAUACAAUAAAGUAAUGUUCCUAAAAAAAA
This is a messenger RNA of Nematostella vectensis (starlet sea anemone), 1157 nucleotides long. RefSeq names its product heat shock protein 27. The record is from RefSeq and is a predicted model, not a curated record. NCBI's taxonomy places the organism in Eukaryota, Metazoa, Cnidaria, Anthozoa, Actiniaria, Edwardsiidae. The transcript has a single exon. The coding region runs from base 194 to 766 and encodes 190 amino acids.